CUUUUGGAGCCUCACACCUUGUCGACAAUGGAACGCAUGACAACUGUUGGAGCAUGACAAUUAAAUGGGUCACCAACAAAGCUCAUUCUACACUCCAGAGUCAACGCGGGCGCUCCUGGAGGAAUCUAUUGAACAUGUCGUCCUGUUCAACCGUCCGUUGGUGACACUUGAACCCACGACAACACUACUGGAGACCAUCAAGACCUUUAGGAUAAAGAAUAUUUCAUGUGCGCCUGUUGUGAGGUCUAAUACCGAUUUCGUCCUGACGGAUGUAGUGGAUAUUGCAACAUUUUUAUCGAAUGCGUAUGCGCAACUAGGUCGAAGUACGUUUGAGGAGCAUUUAAAGGAUAUUAUCAGCGUGCCGUGUGAGGAUUUGGCUGACUUUUCAUCACGAAACCCAACAAUCACUCUCCCCGCAACCUCAACCGUUCAUACCGUCCUCAAAACCCUUCAACAGCAUCGCGCAACCCGCCUGAUCCUGCUAUCAAACCAAACCAUCCACCACAUUGUAACACAAAGCUCACUCGUUGAGUUCGCACUGCUCAACCUCGAUAGAUUGCAUCUGAGGCCUGAUGCCUCGUUGCUAGACUUGGGAUUUGUAGGGACAACUCCGGUAUUUGCGUGUGGAGAAAACAAAGUUGUUUUGGAAGUUUUGAAGGAAAUGAGGGAGCGGGGGGUUACAGCGGUCCCGGUUGUGAAUUCAGGGAUGGUCAUGUCCGGUAUGAUGACUGUACGGCAUAUCAAGACUUUAAACUCGAACAAUGUUCAAGACCUCUUUCUCACUGUACGAGAGCUCCUCAAGAAAAACUCUGCAACAUAUAUAACAGGAACAUGGACCAUGAGUCUUCGCGACCUCCUCCGCGUCAUGGUCGUGAACACAUUUCAUCACUUAUUUUUUGUGAAUGAGGGGGGUAAACCAACUAAUGUGAUUACGUUGGGAGAUGUAUUGGACUUUUUAUUUUCAAUGCAAAUUGAAUAGAUGACGUCGAUAACAAAAAGUGUUAUGCAUGUAUAUAUAGCAUUGUAGUGAAUAUAGACGAUUGCUCAUGCACCAGAUGCUCCC
This is a messenger RNA of Spizellomyces punctatus DAOM BR117, 1063 nucleotides long. RefSeq lists its product as uncharacterized. The record is from RefSeq and is a predicted model, not a curated record. NCBI's taxonomy places the organism in Eukaryota, Fungi, Chytridiomycota, Chytridiomycetes, Spizellomycetales, Spizellomycetaceae. The transcript is spliced from 8 exons. Bases 65 to 979 code for a protein of 304 amino acids.